CGAUAUUUUUUAAGAGAUGAUAUUUGUCCGAAGACCUGCGAGAAUUUCCGAGCACUAAGCACGGGUGAAAAAGGAUUUGGUUAUAAAGGAUGCUCCUUCUAUCGUGUUAUCCCUGGAUUUUGCGCAUGUAGUGGUGAUUUUGAAACAAAUAAUGCUAAUCGAAAAGGAGGGCAUUCAAUAUUUGAUGAAAAAUAUUUUGAAGAUGAAAAUUUUAUCUUAAAACAUGACAGUCGUGGAAUUUUAUCAAUGGAUAAUUAUGGGUGGCCAAAUACUGUAAGCUCACGAUUCUUCGUAACUUUCGAUGAAACACCAUGGAUGGAUGACUAUCAUGUAGUAUUUGGAAAAUUGAUAGAUGGCUUCGAUACAUUAGAUCGCUUAGAAUCUUAUGGAAUUCUCGAAGGAUAUGGAGCACAAAAAGGACGCACCACUGCAAAAAUUGUUAUUCAGAACUGUGGCCAAAUCCUUUGA
Molecule: messenger RNA, 468 nt
Organism: Thelazia callipaeda (thelaziosis nematode)
Lineage: Eukaryota; Metazoa; Nematoda; Chromadorea; Rhabditida; Thelaziidae
Source: the annotation of a GenBank genome assembly